Ziziphus jujuba (common jujube) is the source of this 918-nucleotide messenger RNA. Its product is annotated as thioredoxin Y1, chloroplastic. The transcript is spliced from 5 exons. Gene Ontology annotation, cellular component: cytoplasm. Gene Ontology annotation, molecular function: oxidoreductase activity, acting on a sulfur group of donors, disulfide as acceptor; protein-disulfide reductase activity. The record is from RefSeq and is a predicted model, not a curated record. The coding region runs from base 119 to 643 and encodes 174 amino acids. NCBI's taxonomy places the organism in Eukaryota, Viridiplantae, Streptophyta, Magnoliopsida, Rosales, Rhamnaceae.
UUCGUUUCUCAUUUUUUCUCUUCGCUGCCAAACAAACAGAUAUUUUUCCUUCUCAUUUUCCUUUCCGAUUUUCUUGGAAAAUUUUGGAUUUUUUUUCCCCCCCCUGCAGAGUACGCAAAUGGCGGUCACUGUUUCGGCAUUCACAAUUCCUUCUCUGAGCUCAGACCGUACCACUUUUCUGGCUGCUUCUUCUUCCCAUUCGUCAGCACUGUCUUCCGCGUCUUCGCUGCAAUUUCCAGUUCAGCUUCGCCGUUUUCGAAUCGGAACCAAGGGGAUUUCCGCUCCUUCGCGACCUCGAAUUCUUCCUCUGGUAGAAGCAACAAAGCAAACAUUUUCCAACUUAGAUGAUUUGCUGGCUAAAGCUGAAAAACCUGUGUUGGUCGACUUCUAUGCAACUUGGUGUGGCCCAUGUCAAUUUAUGGUUCCUAUCCUCAAUGAAGUCAAUGCUAAACUGAAAGAUAAAAUCCAGGUGGUGAAAAUCGACACUGAGAAGUAUCCAAGCAUUGCUGACAAAUACAGAAUAGAAGCAUUGCCUACUUUCAUCUUAUUUAAGGAUGGAGUACCUUACGAUCGCUUUGAGGGUGCUUUUACUGCUGAUAAGCUAAUUCAACGAAUUGAAGAUGCUUUGAAAGCUACGAAGUAGACGGUACAAAAGAGAACAGAUCUCUAGUCAGGCAUUUUGGUGGGAACAAUGUAUUUGAUGAUUGAAGAAUGCAUAAGAUGAUCUCUCCAUAUUUUUGGAAUGUCCAUUUGCUCCUUUUUUUCUUUCCUUUUUUGUACCUAACUGGUAUCUUAAUUAAAAGAUAUAAUAGCUUUUGUUUCCAUUUAGCGGAUUAAGUCAAGAAAUUGAUGAAAAUUAAACUAGAUUUGUGCAGAAAGCUUGCAUUAAUUUUGAACUUUCAUUGAGAGUUGUGUUCA